Messenger RNA from Octopus sinensis (East Asian common octopus), 2766 nucleotides. RefSeq lists its product as uncharacterized. Bases 503 to 1882 code for a protein of 459 amino acids. NCBI's taxonomy places the organism in Eukaryota, Metazoa, Mollusca, Cephalopoda, Octopoda, Octopodidae. The record is from RefSeq and is a predicted model, not a curated record. The transcript is spliced from 2 exons.
UUGGCUCAUUAUUUUGGAAACAUUUCCUCGACCUCAAGAAGUCCUCAUAAACGAAGCUAAUGGCAUUGGUGGAGGGUGAGAUACAGAGAAAUGUCAGCAAUGUUGGUAUUGUGACUGGAAUAUCCUUUUGUAAAGGAAUCAAGCGAGGGAGAGAGAGAGAAGUGGCAAGUGUCUAUUUAUAGGUAGGUUGGUAAGUAGAUAGGUGAGCUAGGAACGUACGUCUUUUACCUACGUGAAUGGCUGCCUACGUAAAUCGGUAGCGAUUACGUAUGGGCUUCUAUCUACAUAAACAUUGCGGCAGCUUAACCUUAUGAAGCCAUUUGUAACUUUCUUUUUCGGAAACGGGAUCUUUACCAUGAUUAAACAACACAAGUCGAUUCACGAGAUGCCGUAAUCAAUUUUUAUAUGCUACAGUUCUUCAAUGGAAGCUCUCCCUUGACUAUCCAGUAUCUCAGAUAGAAAACAAAAACAGCAUAGAAAAAACGCUUAUCGUUCUUUCCUAAUGUUUACAAUGACAUCUCCUCUUGAUAAAAAUCUUUCUGCAGUCUCAUCACCAGACUCUGCAUUCAGUGAAGGUUCUAUGAAUGAUUUUGAUUUUGAAGACAAUUCCCAAUUUGAAACUUUGAUAAGUCAAAUAAUGUACAAUUCCGAAGAUGUACAGAAUGAUAUGAUGAGUUAUUUUCAGUCAGAAACACCCUCAAGUGAAGAGAUUGCUUCAUUUGACGUUGAUAACUUCUUCAAAUCUGAUCUCAUCAAUGAUGACUUCUUUUCAGGUGAUCCAAACACAUCUAUUUGCACCUCUGUAUACCAUGAAAAUCCCAGUGUAUUUGAAAACAAAUUAAAACCUGUUUUUGAUGACAUUGCCUUCUCUUCCCGAAACAUUUCAGAUGCCACUGAUAAUCAAUUAUCACUAGGUGAAAUAAACAAUGCAUUUGAUCAGGCUUUUGAUCAUGCAUUUGAUCAGCCAUUAUUCGGUAAUCAAUCUGAACUAAUUGAAUCAAAUUACUUUAAUGACAAAGAUGAUCCAGUUUCUGUAUUUUCUGAUAAUCAGAAGAAUCCUGAACCAACUUAUUUGUUUCCAAAUUCCUCCCUUUCCACUUCUAUAUCUUCCAGUUUACCGUCAUAUCACACAAAAUGUCAAAAGCUAAAUAACUGCUUUCAAGAAUGUGAAAAUAAAUUUUGUAGCGAGCCUAAUUUAGGGAAAUAUGCAGCAAAAUGUAAUUCAGUUCAUGCAAAUCUCCAUGGAUAUUUUAGUGAGAAGCAAGGGGAUAAUUGUUCCUCUGCUCAAAUGCAUUUGUUGUCUCCAUCUGACUCAUCUUACGGCAUUGAUAAUUCAUUCAACUACAAUCAAACCAAAAGUUCAAAAACCUUUAAAAAGAAGGACGUGUUUGCAAUACCUAAAUCCCCAAAUGUUAUUUCAAAGACAAGCUGUCUGCAAAAAGUUCUAACAGGUCAUUUGUCAUGUGCAUUGUCACCUUCUUCUUUCAAUUUUCCACAGCAUCAGCCAAGAAAUUUGCAAUCAGGUGCAUUCCCAAACAAACCUGAUAGCCGAUAUUUCAGCUAUAUGCAGAGUUUAAAACAUAAACAAAGUGAUAAACAGCUACACAUUUCCAAUUCGAAAAAGAAUGCUUCCAACAAUGGAAAUUCUCCUAAAAGAGAGAAUGUCUCUGAAUUAGAGAAAUAUUUACGCGGAAUUAUCCCAAUGGGUAAAGACAGUACUGGUUUGUCUUAUUUGAGUGAUGCCUCAUCAAAAUUAAACCAUAUGAAAAAAAGCAAAUCUACAUUUCUGUAUAAACUUUUGACAGGUGAAAUAUCUCAAGAACUAUAUAGUGAGAUUGAUUACAAGCUCCGAGAAACAGAGAGAGCAAAUCUAGCCUCCUGAUAAAAGCUUUGAUAUACAAAUUUGCAUAUAUGUAUGUCUGUAUGUGUAUGUGUGUGCAUAUGUAUGUGUGUGUGUGUCUAUCAAUAUAUCUAUCUAUAUAUAUAUGUGUCUAUCUAUCCAUAUAUACACACACACACAUACAUACACACACACUCACAGGUAUCUCAAAAGUAAAUAGACACCAUAAUUAAAAAAAAUUUUUUUUAUUUUAUUGAAAGAAAUAUUUCUAGAAACAAAAUGUCAUUUGAUGCAUUUAAAUAAUUGAUCUAGUAAUUAGUAGUCAUGGCUUGUGCAGUUUUUAACGAUUUAACUCAUUUGGGCAUCAUAUUAAUGAGCAGUGUCCACACAGGUAUAACAGUACAAUGAGAGGAGUCUAUUUACUUUUGAGACACUUAUAUAUAUAUAUACAUAUAUAUAUAUAUACAUAUAUAUAUAUAUAUAAAGUAGAGCUACAUUUACUAAAGAAAAGCUGGUGUGAUAAUUUUCAUGAUAAUAUAAUGAAAAAUAGUAAAUUUGGGAUUUAUAUUUUGUUUAUAUUUGUUGGUAGGUAGAUUAAAAAUUACUUGAGUGAAUAAACGAGAAUUAUUUAUUUGGAUUUGAACAAAAUUAUGCAUUUUCAAAGAAAAUUAUCAAGCUUUCUUCCUUCAGAUUAGUAGUUUACUAUGUAGUGCUAGUAUUUUGGAGUGAAAUUUUUGUAGAAUGUUAGUGUUUUGGACUUGAAGUUUUAAUAUUUAGAAACAUGCAUUUACACAGAUAAGUAUGUCUGUAUUUGUGAAUGUCGUGUAUGUGUGUACAUGUGCAUAUAUGAAUGUGUAUAUACAUCUAUGUGUGUGUAUUUAUAUGUAUGUUUAUAUAUAUGUGUGUGUGUAUACAUACACAUAUAU